AUGACUCGCCGUUUUGGGAAGUGCUCUAUCUUGGCUGGUGUCUGUUUAAAUGUGCUGAUUUUGGCGGGCGCAUUAGGCACUGGCUUUUACUUACUCGUAACAGAAUGCACCAAUGAUCUCCAUUACAGCAGCUUAUGCAAACUUGGCGGAGCUCUAAUAUGGAUUGGAACACUAGCCUUCGUAGGACUUGUUUUCUUCGCAAUUUUUGGAUUUAUCAUCGUAAAAAUGGAGAAGGAAAUUGAAGAUCUCAUGACUAAAAAGGAGUUGCCUUCUAACUCAGUUCGAGAGUUAACACUUUCAAAGGCUAGCGUUAGUCCAAGAUCAGGUAGCUUAACCGUUUCGUCUGCAGCAUCAUUUGACGAAAUCAGGCCCAAAUUAGUACCUUUAACUGGAAGAUCCAACAUUCCUCCAAAAGUCCAGGAUUUUGGAAAAGCAGCCACCUUACUUAAGAAACUAAAUCAGGAAUGA
This is a messenger RNA of Rodentolepis nana, 468 nucleotides long. NCBI's taxonomy places the organism in Eukaryota, Metazoa, Platyhelminthes, Cestoda, Cyclophyllidea, Hymenolepididae. The record is from the annotation of a GenBank genome assembly.